AUGGGUAAAGGAAAAAGAGCUCAUACCAUCAGUAUCCCUAGCAUCAAUUUGACUACUCCAAAGUCGUCUUCGGAUCACUCAUAUGCUCCUUCCAAUUUCAUCGGAUCCCUCUCAAAAUCAGCCUCAGAACAAACAAAUUUUGUCAGCAACACUUCUGAAAGAUGGCAGCCUCCCCGCAAACCCAAGAUGAAAUACGAUGAUCUGGAGCACAAGAUGGAAGCUGCUCCUCUCUAUGUUCUUGUCUGCACCUAUCUCAACUACUUUGUUCUGAUUCUGUUUGGUCAUUUAAGAGAUAUCCUCGGCAAAAUGUUCAAGCCCCAAGCCUACACCCAUUUGAAGAUGAGUCAGGGAUAUGCUCCUCUUGUGUCUGAUUUUGAUUCCUUCUACACUCGUCGCCUCUAUGUGAGAAUUCGUGAUUGUUUCAAUCGUCCCAUUACUGGUGUAGCCUCCAGAACCGUAAAACUGCUUGAUCGUAUCACUCCUGAUUUUAACAGAAGUUUCAGAUUGACUGGUACUACCACUGAAGCGCUCAAUUUCGCAUCCUACAACUAUUUGGGUUUCUCUGACAAUGAGGGUCCUUGUGCUGAUGCCGUUGAAAAGGCCACACAAGAAUUGGGCCUCACUGCUGCUAGUCCCAGAGCUGAAGCAGGCACCACCAAGUUUGCUCAAGAUUUAGAGCAUAUGGUCGCUCGCUUUGUUGGCAAGGAAGAUGCCAUGUGUGUCAGCAUGGGUUUCGCUACUAAUUCUACCACUAUUCCUGCUCUUGUCAACAAGGGCUGUCUGGUUAUUUCUGAUGAGUUGAACCACUCUUCUAUCGUUUUCGGUGUUCGUCUUUCUGGCGCUUCUGUUCGUGUCUUUAAACACAACAACAUGGAUGACCUUCGUGAACUCUUACGUGAAGUUAUCUCUCAAGGCCAACCUCGCACACACCGUCCUUGGAAGAAGAUCUUGAUCAUUGUUGAAGGCCUCUACUCGAUGGAAGGCACCAUUGUAAACCUUCCUGAGCUUAUUGAGUUGAAGAAAGAAUUCAAGUUUUAUUUGUACGUCGAUGAAGCCCAUUCCAUUGGAGCCCUUGGUGAAAAUGGUGGUGGUGUUUGCGAUUUCUAUGGUAUUGACCCUGCAGAGGUUGAUAUUCUCAUGGGCACAUUUACUAAAUCGUUCGGUGCCGCCGGUGGUUACAUUGCUGGUGACAAGGCCAUCAUUGAUCAUUUGCGUUUGCGUAACCAUGCUUAUAACUAUGCUGAGCCUAUGUCUGUUCCUGUCGCUAGCCAAGUCUUUGAGUCUAUGAAGAUUAUCAUGGGUGAAGAUGGCACUGAUAUCGGUCGCAAGAAGAUCAAGCAGUUGGCUGAGAAUUCUGUCUACUUUAUUGAGCGUCUAAGAGAGAUGGGUUUCAUUGUCUAUGGUGAUCAAGGAAGUCCUGUCAUUCCUCUCUUGCUCUUUAACCCUGCAAAGAUCCCCGCCUUUUCUCGUGAGCUGUUGAAACACGGCAUCGCUACUGUCGUUGUUGGUUAUCCUGCUACUCCUAUCAUCACCUCUCGCGCUCGUUUCUGUUUGUCCUCUGCUCAUACCAAGGAAGAUAUUGAUAGAUGUCUGCAAGUCGUCAGCGAGGUUGGUGAUACUUUGCUCCUCAAAGUCAGUGAGGCUCCCAAAUAA
Messenger RNA from Mucor velutinosus, 1653 nucleotides. RefSeq lists its product as uncharacterized. Gene Ontology annotation, biological process: ceramide biosynthetic process; sphingosine biosynthetic process. Gene Ontology annotation, cellular component: serine palmitoyltransferase complex. The record is from RefSeq and is a predicted model, not a curated record. The coding region runs from base 1 to 1653 and encodes 550 amino acids. Gene Ontology annotation, molecular function: pyridoxal phosphate binding; serine C-palmitoyltransferase activity. The transcript is spliced from 4 exons. Lineage: Eukaryota; Fungi; Mucoromycota; Mucoromycetes; Mucorales; Mucoraceae.